Messenger RNA from Penaeus vannamei (Pacific white shrimp), 1122 nucleotides. The record is from RefSeq and is a predicted model, not a curated record. Lineage: Eukaryota; Metazoa; Arthropoda; Malacostraca; Decapoda; Penaeidae.
AUGAAUUUUAGUUACUGGGAAAAAAAAUCGUGGUUUUCACAAGUAGAUUUUACUGUAGUCGGUUCAGGUAUCGUAGGAUUAAACUGUGCCUUAGAAUUAAGAAAACAACAUCCCAAAGCAUCUAUUCUUGUCCUUGAAAAGGGAGUAUUGCCGCAAGGUGCCAGUACAAAAAAUGCUGGGUUUGCUUGUUUUGGAAGUGUUUCUGAACUCCUAGAUGACCUUACUCAUUCGACUGAAUCAGAAGUAGUGGAAUUAGUAAAACAACGAAUUGAGGGACUCAAAGCAUUACGAAGUUUAAUUGGAGAUGAUCAAUUAGGCUAUAAACCUUGGGGAGGGUAUGAACUGUUUUCGAACAACGAUUCGGAAACUUAUGAAAAUUGCCUUGAAAAAAUUUCUUAUUUAAACACCCUCCUAUUUCCCAUUUUCGGAGAAAAGGUUUACGAGGAAAAACCCAACACUUUUGGAUUUAACCAAAUCAAACCAUCUGUUAUUUUUUCUCCACACGAAGGACAAAUUGAUACAGGAAAGAUGAUGAAGAGUUUACUACAACUCGUCAGGAGUAAUGAUAUUCAAAUUAUCAAUUCUACUUCUGUACAAUCUUUUGAAUCUAGUACUUCUCAUGUUCUUGUAAAAACAGAUAAUAAUAUUGAAUUUAAAACUUCACAGUUGUUUAUUGCUACCAAUGGAUUUUCUAAAGAACUUGGAAUAAAGAAAGUCUCACCAGCUAGAGCUCAGGUAUUAAUUACUCACCCUAUUCCAAAUCUGGCUAUCAAGGGAACUUUUCACUUGGACAAAGGAUACUAUUAUUUCCGAAACAUCGAUAACCGGAUCUUAUUAGGAGGAGGUAGAAAUUUAGAUUUUCACACUGAAAAAACGACCCAAUUUGGAAGCACAGAACUUAUCCAGUCUAAAUUAGAAGAACUAUUACAUACUACUAUCCUACCAAACACUCCUGUAGAAAUAGAUCACAGGUGGAGCGGAAUCAUGGGGGUUGGAGAACAAAAAAAGCCUCUUAUCUCUUCCAUGCAUUCAAGAGUUCAUUGUGGAAUAAGACUGGGAGGAAUGGGAAUCGCUAUAGGUACUCUUACUGGAAAAAAGUUAGCCAAUUUAAUUUCUAACUAG